This is a messenger RNA of Tarenaya hassleriana, 1638 nucleotides long. RefSeq names its product shaggy-related protein kinase epsilon. Gene Ontology annotation, molecular function: ATP binding; protein serine/threonine kinase activity. NCBI's taxonomy places the organism in Eukaryota, Viridiplantae, Streptophyta, Magnoliopsida, Brassicales, Cleomaceae. Gene Ontology annotation, cellular component: cytoplasm. The transcript is spliced from 13 exons. The record is from RefSeq and is a predicted model, not a curated record. The coding region runs from base 200 to 1429 and encodes 409 amino acids. Gene Ontology annotation, biological process: protein phosphorylation; signal transduction.
GUUGGGGUCCGCUUCUGCCACCAAGAAAGAAAGAAAACAAGGGGGGGAAACCUGCAACAGAGAGAGAGAGAGAGUUGCCACUUUGGAAAGGGUGGAGGAGUGUCUAGGGUUUCUACUUGUUCGACGCCGAGUUGAUGAGCUAAUGCAGUGGAGCAGUUUUCCGAGACAUUCAGGUUGACUGUCGGAUAAACUUGCUGAUAUGGCUUCUGGGGGAACACUUCCUACUUCUGUGUCUGGUAAACAGAACAAUGCUUCCUUGAUUGCUGACAAACUCCCCGAGGGGAUUAAUGACAUGAAGAUCAAAGAUGACAAGGAAAUGGAAGCAGCUGUGGUCGAUGGAAAUGGAACUGAAACGGGUCAUAUAAUUGUUACAACUAUUGGUGGUAAAAAUGGUCAGCCUAAACAGACCAUAAGUUACAUGGCAGAGCGCAUCGUUGGACAGGGUUCAUUUGGAAUUGUCUUUCAGGCUAAGUGUUUAGAAACAGGGGAAGCUGUUGCAAUCAAGAAAGUUCUGCAGGACAAGAGGUACAAGAACCGCGAGCUGCAGACAAUGCGGCUUCUUGAUCACCCUAACGUCGUGUCUCUCAAGCACUGUUUUUUCUCAACAACUGACAAAGAUGAAUUAUAUCUCAAUUUGGUCCUUGAAUAUGUUCCUGAGACCGUCUACCGUGUCGCGAAACACUACAGCCGGGCAAAUCAGCGGAUGCCCAUGAUAUAUGUUAAACUCUAUACAUAUCAGAUUUGCCGAGCUUUAGCAUAUAUUCAUGGAGGAGUAGGAGUCUGCCAUAGGGACAUAAAACCGCAGAAUCUUUUGGUCAAUCCUCACACACAUCAAGUCAAGCUCUGUGAUUUUGGUAGUGCAAAAGUCCUGGUCAAAGGCGAACCAAACAUCUCAUAUAUUUGCUCUCGUUACUAUCGAGCACCUGAACUUAUAUUUGGAGCGACGGAAUAUACAACUGCCAUUGACAUAUGGUCUGCGGGCUGUGUUCUUGCUGAAUUGCUUCUUGGACAGCCUCUUUUUCCAGGUGAGAGUGGAGUGGACCAGCUGGUCGAGAUUAUUAAGGUUCUUGGAACACCAACCCGAGAAGAAAUCAAAUGUAUGAAUCCUAACUACACUGAGUUCAAAUUCCCGCAGAUAAAGGCUCACCCUUGGCACAAAAUAUUCCAUAAGCGUAUGUCCCCAGAAGCUGCAGACCUUGUCUCAAGACUUCUCCAGUAUUCUCCAAACCUUAGGUGCACCGCUUUGGAGGCUAUAGUCCACCCUUUCUUUGACGAGCUCCGUGAUCCGAAUACACGCCUUCCCAAUGGCCGUCCCUUGCCUCCUCUCUUCAGCUUCAAACCUCAAGAAUUAAAAGGAGCAAGUUUAGAGCUACUGGCGAAGCUAAUACCCGAGCACGAACGAAAACAAUGUUCCUUCCUCGGAUUCUAGCUAUAUAUAUAUAUAUAUAUAUAUAUAUAUAUGUUGUAUUAUGUAUUUUUAAUGAUACAAAAGUUAGAGUUUCAAGUUUUUCAUGAGAAUUCUAGUUUUCAAUAGUGAAAUUAGCAUCUGGGUAUAUGCGAUGUCUUGUUUGUACACAUUGUGCCAACGGCCGAGACCGAUCAAGCUUUUGUCUGAUUAAAAACAUGUUAUGUUUUUUA